AUGGCGGAGUGUAGUGAAAUCGCAGUUUCAACGUCUGAGCUGAAUAAGCUCAAGAAAAAUGAAUUAAUCGAUCUAAUUUUAACAUUUGAAAUACCGAUGUCUGUGACUAGUGAUAUAUUAGUGAAAUAUAUAAAAAAACUUAUGGAUAAACAACCAGUAUAUAAUGAAAAAUUACAUGAUAGUUACUCUAACCUCAAUUAUUGUGUUCAAUGUGAAGGAAGUCUUAAAAAGUUAGACCAAAUAAAAUGUGAAUUAGACACUAUGAGUAAACUAACUUUUCACCUGGAAAAGCGCACACAAGAAGAGGCAGAUUUAAUUGUGUUAUUAAAACAAUUUAAAGAUUUAAAUUUCGAAACUAAUAAUAUGCCAUCUUGCAGUUAAAAUUCAAAUUCAACUUUAAUAUUAAAUAGUUCUCAUCGGGCUCAGUUUGGAUCAACAGAGGACAACAAAAACUUAACAAAAGAUAACAAUUCUAAAGAUAACAACCCACAAAAAAAUUUCAAUGAAGUUCUUAAAAUAAAUAUAUCAAAACAAACCAUCAAAGAAAGCAGGUAUGAAAGGUCAACAAACUCUGAGGACAAAAACAGAGGGAAUUCCCUUUACAAAAAAAUAUACAACAAUAAAGCAAAUAUUGGAAGCAAUGAAAUUCAAAAUAAACAAUUUAAAAUAGUACCGAGACAAGGUUUUUUACAUCUAUCAAGAAUUGGAAAUGAGAUAAAAAGUGAUGACGUUUUAAAUUUUUUAAAGAAAAGUGCCCAGAACAUUAACUUUUCAUGUGAAGAAUGGCACAGAAAUGAUAGGGUGUCCAUAUAAAGUUUCGUUUCCGAUGGACAAAAUAAACCAAAUUUUCGAUCCAGCUAUUUGGCCCAAAGGAGCAGAAGUUAGAAGAUUUCAAUUUAGACAGAAUUUUCAGAAAGACACAUGUGACUGUAAAUAUCUAGAUUCCACAUCAACAAAGAAAAAUGACAUAUUUGAUAAAUUUCAUCUACAUAGUAUUUUGCAAUGUAAAAGAUCGGUGAGUAUAUUUCAUUUAAACGUGCAGUGUUUGUCUAACAAAGUGGAAAUGCUUGAUGUAUUCUUAAACGAAUUUAAUUUUGAUGUUCUUUGCAUCUCGGAACAUUGGCUAAAUGAGAUGAAUCUUAGUAGCGUGAACUUGGAUGGUUAUAUAUGUGCUACUUCCUUUUGUAGAAGUAAGAAAUUGCGUGGCGGCGUAGCUAUAUUUCUAAAAAAA
Psylliodes chrysocephalus is the source of this 1231-nucleotide messenger RNA. Lineage: Eukaryota; Metazoa; Arthropoda; Insecta; Coleoptera; Chrysomelidae. The record is from the annotation of a GenBank genome assembly.